Molecule: messenger RNA, 1850 nt
Organism: Pygocentrus nattereri (red-bellied piranha)
Lineage: Eukaryota; Metazoa; Chordata; Actinopteri; Characiformes; Serrasalmidae
Gene: fam163b
Product: protein FAM163B
Exons: 4
Coding region: 725-1300 (191 amino acids)
Source: RefSeq, a predicted model, not a curated record
GUGGGAACAGAGGACUGGACUGAAGUGGGAUUAGGAAUUACCGUUGACUUUCAUAGCUCAGACUGCUCUGAUCCAUGACAGUAGCGUCCUAAACGCUCUCCUUCACAGCAGCGUUAACUCCACCUCACAGGCUGAAGCCCCUCAGACAGCAUCAGCAAACCAUGAGUCCUUCAACACUCGAGGAAAAGACAGACAACAGCUUUCGGCUCUUCUUCUCUGCUUUUACGCGCAGCUUCAAUCCGCAGAAAGCACCAAAAGCCUCUCCUCUACUCUCACAAAAUACCUCCAAAAGCCUGUUGUGGUUUAACAGCAAAGCCAUUAUUUGAAGAAACCGUUCCUGCCAGAGGGACGGACCACUAGAGAAGACUAAAUCUUUCCCUGAGCUGCGUGGCGAAUCACCUGAAGGAAAUCAAAGGAGCGGAGAGCAAGCUGAGUAUGUGAAACUCCGAGGACGGACGGACGGGCGGCUAACGCUAACGCUGGAGGUGAAAGGAUACAGUGGGAUAUUAGCCACUUUUUUUUAAAUAUACGCCGUGUAAGUCGUCACAUUUAGGCUCUUUUUCCCCUGAUAAAUACACUUGUGGAUUUAAAUGACACAGGACGAGGUAGUCAGCAGUUUUGAGCUCUGCUAAACUCUCAGUGGCCGCUUUGGAGACGCCGAGAGGCGGACAGUGAGGUUCCACUACCAGGGCUUCUUAAAGGGUGUUGAUGGAGAGGAUUUCGAAUGACAGCCGGAACAGUGGUCAUCACAGGAGGAAUCAUAGCAGCAGUCAUCUUAUUGACUAUUGUUACGGUGCUGUGUUACUGUAGGCUGCAGUACUACUGCUGUAAGAGAGAGGGAUCAGAGGGGGAGGAGGAGGAGCCUGACUUUACCAAAUCAUCCCCCAGUCCACCACAAGAACUAAACCCAAGCCCUCCUAGUUCUCCGAGUCCUCCAAGCCCACUGAGCUUUCACCCUCCACCAGAGUACUCGUCCUCUAAUCAGCUUCUCAUGACCGCCGAGCCUUAUGAGCCCAAUGGACCGGCCAUCUGCAGCCGCUACAGCCCCACGGUCCCCCGCAGACCCAUUCGCUCCUACACCUUCUGCCCCUCCUGCUCCGGCUACCUGCCCUUCUACCUGAAUCCUCAGGAGGGGCUGCGUAACGGUGGGGGGAGGAUCAGCUACAGGACUGUACAGCAGCAAGAGUUAGACCUGCCUGUGGUGCCUGUGGACAUGCCUAACUUCAACAAGCUCAACCUCAUCCGCUCCGUCACUAUGAGGGAGGUGGUGACUCACCACAGUGUCAGCACUGAUGUGUAGCACCACUCGAUGGAGAGGGGCAACUGGACGAUACUUGAGGCACAAACCAUUCCAGGGAACCCUAUUUUAAGACUCAUAGAUGACUUAUAAUAUUCUUAAUAGAAAACUAAAAUGUAAGAUUUGUAUUAUGUGUAAGAGAUCACAGCAUUUUUAAUGUGGAAAUGCCACAUAGAUGCACAUGGUAUGGAUAUUCUGUACACAUAGGUAAAUGUGUAUAGGGUCACCAUGUAGAAGCUUAUUCAUCUGAUAAAGGACAAAACAUGGAAAACAGUAAUAUGGACAUGUUUCACGAUGUUCAAAUAAGCAAGAGGGCUCACUAAUGGCAUGCAGAACUAAGAUCUGAAUAGGUUAAUAGUUGUGUCAUGUAGUCUGUAGUGUCUAUCACGUAGUGUCUAGUUUUAGAUGAUAAAAACAUUUGUGGUUUUUUGUACCUGUUUAACUGAAAUUAUAAUGUGCUGCUCUUUGAAGUCAUGAAGUUAUAUGCAUAAGAGGGUUGACUUUACACACAGGAAUAUGGGCCUGAAUGUGUGUUUUAUCUGUUGUUUAUCUA